GGGAGGGCAAAAGAUAAAGAAAAAACAAAACAAAACACCACAACUUUGAUGAGAAGUCAAUAAAAAAUGUGUGUUCCCAAAGAUUCGUCCUAUUUGGCAGCUGUCGCCUCAUCCACAACAUCUGAUCUCUAAGAGGGCUCUCGUCUCCCAAACUACCUGUCACCAUGGCCUACCCAUUUCCAGCCCUCACCCCAGAACAGAAGAAGGAGCUCUCAGAAAUUGCCCAGCGCAUUGUGGCCAACGGGAAGGGGAUCCUGGCUGCAGAUGAGUCUGUAGGCACCAUGGGAAACCGCCUGCAGAGGAUCCAGGUGGAGAACACGGAGGAGAACCGCCGGCAGUUCCGAGAGCUGCUCUUCACCGCGGACACCUCCAUCAACCAGAGCAUCGGGGGUGUGAUCCUUUUCCAUGAGACCUUGUACCAGAAGGACAGCCAGGGAAAGCUAUUCAGAAACAUCCUCCGGGAGAAGGGCAUCGUGGUGGGAAUCAAGUUAGACCAAGGCAGUGCUCCCCUUGCAGGAACAAACAAAGAAACCACCAUUCAAGGGCUCGAUGGGCUUUCUCAGCGCUGUGCUCAGUAUAAGAAAGAUGGUGCUGACUUUGGGAAAUGGCGUGCUGUGUUGAGGAUUGACAGCCACUGUCCAUCCACCCUCGCCAUCCAGGAAAACGCCAAUGCCCUGGCCCGCUAUGCCAGCAUCUGUCAGCAGAAUGGGCUGGUACCCAUUGUUGAACCAGAGGUCAUUCCUGAUGGAGACCAUGACAUGGAACACUGCCAGUAUGUUACUGAGAAGGUCCUAGCUGCUGUGUAUAAGGCCCUGAAUGACCAUCAUGUUUACCUGGAAGGCACCUUGCUCAAGCCCAACAUGGUGACUGCCGGCCAUGCCUGCACCAAGAAGUAUACUCCAGAGCAAGUGGCUAUGGCCACAGUGACAGCUCUCCACCGUACCGUUCCUGCAGCUGUUCCUGGCAUCUGCUUUUUGUCUGGUGGCAUGAGUGAAGAGGACGCUACUCUCAACCUCAAUGCUAUCAACCUUUGCCCUCUACCAAAGCCUUGGAAACUAAGUUUCUCUUUCGGACGGGCCCUGCAGGCCAGUGCAUUGGCUGCCUGGAGUGGCAAGGCUGCAAACAAGAAGGCAACCCAGGAGGCUUUCAUGAAGCGGGCCCUGGCGAACUGCCAGGCAGCCAGAGGACAGUAUGUUCACAGCGGCUCUUCUGGCGCUGCGUCCACCCAGUCGCUGUUCACUGCCAGCUAUACCUACUAGACCCUGGGGCCCACCAGCCUGGCUCAAGCUUGUCCACGUGCAACCUUUAGACUGAACCUCUAAAUUAGACAAAAUUAGAUGGGAACUACUGGAAAUACACUGCCGGUUAAGUUCUUAGACACAAGGAAGAAAAUCAGUCAUUGAAACCUACAUCUGAAUAUUAAGGAUCUGAUGGAAGUUCACAAUGGUUUCCUUGCAACACUUCAGCUCCCCAGACUGACUAAGAAAAAAAUAGACUUUAAAACAAAAUCAGCUCUCCAUCCAAAUAAUGACCACCAAAUGAAACACCUCAGAAGCUGAAUGCAGGAAUUAUGUCUUAUCAAACCAUCUUCGCAUUGGCAGGUUGUGGAGACAGCUACAACCAAAAAAGAAAUAAAAUUUUCUAUGAACCUUC
Molecule: messenger RNA, 1653 nt
Organism: Manis javanica (Malayan pangolin)
Lineage: Eukaryota; Metazoa; Chordata; Mammalia; Pholidota; Manidae
Gene: ALDOB
Product: aldolase, fructose-bisphosphate B
Biological process (GO): glycolytic process
Molecular function (GO): fructose-bisphosphate aldolase activity
Source: RefSeq, a predicted model, not a curated record